Molecule: messenger RNA, 4952 nt
Organism: Planococcus citri (citrus mealybug)
Lineage: Eukaryota; Metazoa; Arthropoda; Insecta; Hemiptera; Pseudococcidae
Gene: CaMKII
Product: Calcium/calmodulin-dependent protein kinase II
Exons: 17
Coding region: 774-2258 (494 amino acids)
Biological process (GO): protein phosphorylation
Molecular function (GO): ATP binding; calmodulin binding; calcium/calmodulin-dependent protein kinase activity
Source: RefSeq, a predicted model, not a curated record
GCCAGCGCAUCGCAUCGCAUCGAGUCGACGACGACGACGACGGGAAAUUUUGAUUCUGCGAAAGGUUAUACGUUAUACUCGUACUCGUCGUAAGCGUAAGCUGUUUUAACAGUAUCGUCGCUGUCGCUGUUCAACGGUUUAACGGUUGUGUGCGCUUCACGGCUUCAGCAUUUCGAAGUCGUCGGUCGGUCGGUCGGUCGGUCGUCGUCGGUGCCUAUGAUAAAAAUAAUACUCAGCAAUAAUAUCGUCGCCGUCGCCACCGUUUGUCGCGUUUUAUUUUUGUAUUUUCGUAUUCGUACGCAGCAGUAGUAGUACCUUAUCGUCCUGUAAGGCUAUCCUUCUGCUCGGUGAAUCGUGAUUGCCAUUCUUUUUCUUUCUCGUAAUCUCGUAAUCGUAAUUAAUAGCUACCAACGUAUUGAAAAAAAUUUGAAAUAAAAAACCGACGACGUAGUAUACUUAGUAGUGCGUUACGCUAGUGUAUGGCAUACGAGCAUAAUACACGUAAACGUACGUACGUAGACGUACCUCUAUCUAUCCUCGUAUAUUGUGAAUAGUGCAUUUACGAAUUGCCUGCCAAUUGCGGAUUGCGGAUAGCGGAUUUGCCGUUUGCCCAUUACGACGAAUAUUGCGGAAAAAUCGCUGCUGACGGCGGUGAGAGUGCGACGCGGCGUCUUCUUCAACGUGCGAAGGGUUGCGUUUGUUAAACACUUGUCGAAAGCACGGUUUAUUUUUGGAUUGGAAACGCGCUAUUUACUUAAACACAAGAAGUCGGUAUGACUUCUACUGCACCAUGCACACGAUUCAGCGAUAACUACGAAUUAAAAGAAGAACUAGGAAAAGGAGCAUUUUCAGUAGUUCGAAGAUGUGUACAGAAAGCCACAGCUUUAGAAUUCGCUGCCAAAAUCAUAAAUACCAAGAAAUUAUCAGCCAGAGAUUUUCAGAAACUCGAACGCGAAGCUCGUAUUUGCAGAAAGCUACAGCAUCCUAAUAUAGUCAGACUGCAUGACAGCAUACAAGAAGAAAACUUUCAUUAUUUGGUGUUUGAUUUAGUCACCGGAGGAGAAUUGUUUGAAGAUAUCGUAGCUAGAGAAUUUUAUAGUGAGGCAGAUGCCUCCCAUUGCAUACAGCAAAUUCUCGAAAGUGUAAAUCACUGUCAUCACAACGGAGUAGUACACAGAGACUUGAAACCUGAAAAUUUAUUGCUAGCGAGUAAAGCUAAGGGCGCCGCAGUUAAAUUAGCCGAUUUUGGUCUCGCUAUCGAAGUACAGAAUGAACAGCAAGCGUGGUUUGGUUUUGCUGGCACUCCUGGUUACCUUUCGCCUGAAGUUUUAAAAAAAGAACCUUAUGGAAAACCCGUAGAUAUUUGGGCAUGUGGUGUAAUUUUAUACAUUUUACUAGUUGGUUACCCGCCAUUUUGGGAUGAAGAUCAGCAUAGACUUUAUGCUCAAAUCAAAGCUGGCGCUUAUGAUUAUCCUUCACCAGAAUGGGAUACCGUUACGCCAGAAGCGAAAAAUUUAAUCAAUCAAAUGUUAACCGUUAAUCCAUCGAAACGUAUUACCGCAUUCGAAGCUUUAAAACACCCAUGGAUCUGCCAACGUGAACGUGUUGCAUCUGUCGUUCACAGACAAGAGACAGUGGAUUGCUUGAAGAAAUUCAACGCUAGGCGUAAAUUAAAGGGCGCUAUUUUGACAACGAUGUUAGCAACGAGAAAUUUCUCCAGUAAGUAUGAUGUACCUGGUCGUAGCAUAAUGACGAAAAAAGGUGAUGGAUCUCACGUUAAAGAGUCUACAGACAGCAGUAACACCACGUUAGAUGAUGAUGAUGUUAAAGCUCGUAAACAAGAAAUUAUUAAGAUGACUGAGCAAUUAAUCGACUCCAUAAAUACCGGCGAUUACGAAGCAUACACGAAAAUCUGUGAUCCUCAUUUGACAGCGUUCGAACCGGAAGCAUUAGGAAAUUUAGUCGAAGGAAUGGAAUUCCAUAAAUUUUAUUUCGAUCACGUAGUCGGUAAAAAUUACAAAGCCAUUAAUACCACCAUCUUGAAUCCAAAUGUCCAUCUUUUGGGAGAUGAAGCUGCCUGUAUAUCUUAUAUUUGUUUAACUCAAUAUGUAGACAAGCAAGGAACACCGCACAGUAUGCAAAGCGAAGAAACCAGAGUUUGGCACAAAAAAGACGCUAAAUGGCAAAACGUUCACCUUCAUCGAUCGUCGAAUUCAUCCGUGUUCACAUCCGGAGGAGUUUUAUAUUCUCAAAAAUAAUUUCUUUUUUCCUUUAUUUAUUUUUUUUUCGAGGUAGUUUUGUUAAAUUAGUUCAUCAGUUUAUACCAAUAACUGAGUUUUGCAUUUUUUAAACUUUUUUUUUCUUUUUUUUUUUUCUGUGAAUACUUCCUUUAUAAACCUAAGUAUUGGCAUCCUAUUUUGUCACUUAGACGGUGACUUGUGAUUUUUUACACUUAUUUGCUGCGGUAUUUUAUUUAUCAAGUACGGCGAAGGCGCGACCAAGUUUGCGCUGUAGAAAGUAUUACCUACUUUAAGAUAGACUAUGAAAUAAUAUUGCGGUGUGUUAUCGAAUCUGUAUGUAAAUUUUACGUUUAAAACGACUCGAUUUACGAAAUAUUUACGUCUAGGUGUUGGAUUAAUACCGGAGAUGAGGGAUUGGUUGAAAACGUAGAUUAUUAUUUUCGGACUGAUCGACACGCAUCUUUUACGAAUUUAUCAUUUUGGACUCAAAGUGAAUUUGUGAUUUUCCUUUUUAAGUAUAAAAUAAAAAAAUCGUCGUAGAUUUGUUAGGUCGAGUAGAUUUUAAAAUUAUUUUACAUUAAAGAACAAUCUCGAUGAAAGCUGUCGGUUGCCUAUUCAUUUGCCCUUCAGUAGAGAGGUGGAACGAAGAAGACUAGUUUCAGUAGUGCUGAAGUGUCCAUCAGCAUCCCUCCUCUGUGUUCAGGGGCAAAUAAACUAGGCUAUCGGUGGCUCUGAAAUUUUGCUCUACAAGUGCUACGAAAAUGCUAGACGACGAUAGCAUUAUUGUUUAUCCCUGAAAUGGAAUAAAAAUUGUUGAUCGUUUGAUCGUUUCCAGGGUGGAAAGGAAACAAUGUUUCUAAUUUCAUUUUCGUAGUACUCGUCAUAAAAUAGUUUAUCACUACUCGGGAGGUGAAAUCGUUCAAUUGCCUUUCGCAUAUUAUAGUAAGAUAUUUUUCAUUACGAAUGCGCGACGAAAAUGUAGAAUUUAAAUUAAUCGCGUACCUAAUUACGAUACCUACGAAAGAAAUUCUACACUUUCGUAUCGUGUAUUCGGAAAAAUAUCUCACAAUGCGGGGUUUGAACAGAAACGUUCUAUUUGUCGAAUGCUUUUAGUCGAAUGAGUCGAAGGUGAGCGACCACUCGGUAGAUAAUGGUUCAUUUUCGAGACUUGUGUUGCAAAAUACACUACUGCGGAGCUUAAAAUAACAUACCUCGGUGUGAAUUAAUUUAUCGACUUUUUUUUCUCAAGUCUACAUACCCGAUUUGUACACCAACUUUAUACAAUGUGUUGUAUUCAGAGUACUUAUUACCACCAAAACGAUACUUCGAAAUAAUACGUCGAAUGCUAUAUUUUUAUGUGUGUAUUUGCUCGUUUAUCUAGUCAUAUUAAUUCGCUUUAAUGUCGUCGGAAUUUGUCGCGUUACAGUUUGCAAAAAUGUUUCUUGGAAAAAAAAAAUGAAAUCAUUACAUUUUUGAGAAAGAUAGCGUUUAAAAGUAGAUCUCUAAGUUGGCUAUGAUUUUAGACAAAAAUAAUUGAUCAGUACUUUCAUUGAAAAAAAAAAAACAUGUACCUACCCGUUUAUAGAUUUUAUUUAAGAAUGCGCCAGAAGUAUCAGGUGUGAAUCUUUUUUUUUCUACAAAAAAGCACAGUUCCUAUUUACGAACUUUAAACUCGAAUAUUUAUUCCUAUUCCUAUUCCACAAUUGGCCUUCUCGUCCCAGUUUAUGUAAUUAUCAACGAAUUCAACUAUGGCCGUUACAAACCAAGAUAAAAUAGGGUGCCUUACCAUGCUAACGCUUACCUGCUUACCAAAUUGUCGCAGGUUCUAUUUUAUUAAUUAAUUAAUAAUUAGUAUUACGAUUUUAUUUACCGCUACGCGAAUUAUCCGCCUCCUCUAGAACCGUUCAAGAACAUACGAGAAUUCGGUGGCGUUUAUUUCUACUUAUUAUAAUUGUUAUUCGUUUUUUUUUUUUUUAUUAUUCAUUUUUUCCGGCUCAUCAAAGCCGCGUUUAUUGACUUAGUAGCGUUAAUUUUCUAUUUUUCAUAUCCUCGUUCGUUAUUAUUACGAACUAUUUUUCAUAUAUAAUUCGACACCGCGCUGUCUAUCAAAAUUUCCUUCGGUUUGAUGAAUUUUUUUCUUAACUUUUUUUUUUUUUUGUAUGGUAUUGCACGUAAAUUUUUGCUUCUUUUUGUUAUAAAUUUAUAUAACAUUUAUUUGCAUAUUAUUGCGUCGUAUUAUACAUUUUGAAUUUUAUUAAAUACGUAAAACAUUGUAUAUUGUUUUGUAUGAUAAUCGCGUCUUCAAUUUUUUGUACCGUUUAACGGCCUAUAAUAUACCUACAUUUCUCAGUAUGAAAAAUCAAACUCAAAAUAACCUCUCGAAUGACAAUAAACAGGUUUAAUUCGAGGAUUUUCAUCGUGAUCGUGUUAAUUUGCAGAGAAAGAAAGUAAAAGUAAAAGGUAGGUUGGGUUUAAUUCAGCAUCUUAGAUGAAAAAAAGAAAAUUUUACCGGGCGUUAAUUCGUCAUAAAGCACAAAGAAAUUCAUUUUUUCGAAGCUAAAAAGUUGUAUUCCAAUAUUGCGUACGAUAAAAUGCGACAAAAGCGAAGGAACCAAAUAAACUAUACCAAAAACUUGAGCUUUUUUGAAAAAAAAAAAAUCAGUAAAAUCACUAUUGAACUUUUAGAGGUUAAAUUCCAGUUGAAAUACGAAA